This is a messenger RNA of Chironomus riparius, 756 nucleotides long. Lineage: Eukaryota; Metazoa; Arthropoda; Insecta; Diptera; Chironomidae. The record is from the annotation of a GenBank genome assembly.
AUGAAUCUUUAUUUUAUCCUAAGUGUAUUUAUUGUGUUAAGUGCUGUGGCCAAUCAUUGUGAUGGAAAAUUACCAAACGGCAUUAAGUUGUGCAGCAGAAAUGAUCCAAAUGUUGCGAAAUGCAUCAUUGAUAGUAUUCGAAAUUUACAGCCUAGACUAGCAGAUGGAAACCUCUCGCCUGAUUUUAAACUUACGCCCCUUGAACCAUUAAAGCUGGAAAACAUUCACAUUGACCGUGGACCGAAUUUCCAAGUGCACAUUUCAAAUCUUGUCGUAGUUCGUGGAGCUAGCAAAUUUAAGAUUGAUAAAAUGAGAGUUGAUUUAGGAGAGCCAAUGUUUGACUUCCUUAUAUCACUUCCGAGACUCGAGUUUAAAGGCAAAUAUGAUUUGAAAGCUGUUAUUGGCGCUCUUCCUGUUGAUAAUCGUGGAGAUAUGAUCGGAAUUGCAGAAAACUACAGAGCAAGAGUGAGACUCCAUGCAAAGAAAUACAUUGGUGAAGAUGGACUAACGUACAUCAAGUUCGAAAAGAUUCAACUCAAGAUCAUGCCAGGAACUAGCAAACUUCAGCUUCAAAAUCUCUUUGAAGACAAUCCAGCUCUUAAGUUCUUGGCAAAUACUUUUAUUUCUGAAAGUUCAGGAUUUUUCGUGAACGAUUUAACUCCAACACUCGAGAAGUCACUGGGUGAUUUAUUUACUAAAGCUGGAAAUGAGAUAAUUAAGCAAGCUUCAUUUGAUGAACUGUUUCCUGAUAUUUAA